UACGCACCGCAGUGCCUACCGUAGCUUUGUGAACAGACCUUUACACAGUGGGUUGAUAAUGUAUGGAGAGAAAGAGAAAGAACCAACUUCUGUAAAACUAACUUGAUGUCCACUACUAGCACUGAGCAUAGCUGGUGUUUCGGAUUCCAUCAAGUACUACUGUAUUGCUAGCUGUUUUCACCAACUGACAACCUCCCACUGUCUCUACAUAUAGAUAUACAUCCUAUGUGCACACUUCUUUGUCUGCAGUGUUGGUUGGCCGAUCCCACCCCAGGUGGUUAGCUAGUGUGUGUCCCCAUUCCAUUCUGCAGGAGAGUCAAUUCCCAUUCGUCUGUUCCUGAGUGGGUACGACCUCACGCCCACCAUGCGGGACGUCAACAAGAAAUUCUCUGUUCGUUACUAUGUCAACCUGGUUCUGGUGGACGAGGAGGAGAGGAGGUAUUUCAAGCAACAGGAGAUAGUCCUGUGGAGAAAAGCUGACCCAAAAGCAGCCAGAAAGUCAGUCAAGAAAUAGUCUGUACAAAUGAACAAUAGGCACACUAUUUACACUUAUAUACACUACCUGCACUCUAUAGCAAUAGGUAUAUACUACUUUUUUUAGUUGGUCUUGCUGUGUGAAUGUGAUGUGUGUGUGUGUAAAUGUACUGUUUGUGAAUGAGUGAUUGGUUCAUGUAACAUUGACUGGUGU
This is a messenger RNA of Geodia barretti, 688 nucleotides long. Lineage: Eukaryota; Metazoa; Porifera; Demospongiae; Tetractinellida; Geodiidae. The record is from the annotation of a GenBank genome assembly.